AUGACUAAACGUACGAUGAAUUGUGCCGGUAUUUGGCCAGAAAAUACGAAUGAGCCUAAGUUUAUAUUUUUUGCAACAUAUUUGUCAAUACAUUGUUCAUUAGCUAUCAUUGAUAUAACGAUGAAUAUAUCGAAUUUAACUUAUAUUGUUGGAUGUCUAUUGGAAAAUGUAUUCAAUUUGAUGGCACUAUUGAAAAUAUGCAUUUGUAGGAUUAAAAAAAAAUCAUUGGCAAGAUUGUUGGAAGACGUCAGAACUGAUUUUGUUAUUGAUAAUUAUAACACCCUUGAUGAGAAAAUAGCAUUUUUAAGUUAUAAUAAAUUUAGUCGUAAAUUCGUUAGGUUGACCUUGAUCGUAUGUAUGGCUGGUGCAUCGUCCUAUUACUUCAUGUCAUUAGUGAAUAACGUUGAAAUGGUAUUUAGAAACUCAUCUUAUGGAUACCGAUUGCCAUAUAGAGUAUGGCUGUUAAUUGAGCCACACGAUUUCAUAACAUACAUCUGCCUGUGUUGUUAUCAAUUUAUUAUUAUACCAAGUAUUGUGUUUGGUUACGUUGGUACUGAUUGUCUCUUCGUUAGUUUGGUACUUCACGUUAGUGGAUUAUUCUCUGCAUUGUCUUGUAAGGUCAAACAUGUAUUGGAUGAUCCAUAUGAUAGACAACGUCGCAUGAAAGAUCUAAUUGUUAAACACAUACGAUUAAUCAGAUUGUCGGAAUCAUUGGAGGAUGAAUUUAAUUUAGUGAUAUUACAACAAUUGGUUGGUAAUACUUUUCAGCUUUGUUUAUUGGGAUAUGAUGCUCUUGCUAGUACAGCUGAGGGGGAGGGGAGAAUGUUAGUCGCAUUUUUUCUAAUCCUUGCCUGCGUGUUUAGCACACUUUUAGCUUACUGUUACAUGGGAGAAUGUCUUAUAAAGGAGAGCUCCGUCUUAGGUGACGCAUUUUAUCACUGCGAGUGGUACAACAUCUCGAGAACGGAAAAAAAAUUAAUGCACAUUUGUAUGAUGCGUUCGACGAAAUUUAUGCGACUUACUUCCGGUAAAUUUUGCACCUUGUCACUGAACACUUUUACCGACGUUCUAAAAACAUCGAUGGCUUAUUUUUCGGUACUGCGGACAUUCGUUUGAAAAAGAAAUCAAAUCGGCUUCGAUUUAAGAUACUUAAUGAAUUGAAUAUAUCUAUACAUAUACACGUACUAUUGUGUAAUUUGUGUAUAUUUAUGUGCAUAUGUGAGUGCGUGCGGGUGUGUAUGCACUUUGUUAAAAUUAACGAUUUAAGGCUGUCCGUCAUCUUUCGUUCGAAACGUAUGUAAUUUCAGCGACAGGUGUGAAUAAGAUAUGAAUUACAAUACGAGCAAGGAACGCUAUCCCCACCAUACGCCAUCGUAUCAGUAUAUAAGUAUCGUUUAGUUAUUCCCCUCUCACACGUACAUAACAAUUGGUUUCAUACAGGUUAGAACAAUUAGUUUAGUAAAUUGUAUACUCACACUUUUCAGUCUCUCAUAUGUAUAUCUUUUUUUGUUAAUAGCCGUGCGUCUCACAGUGAU
Vespula vulgaris is the source of this 1535-nucleotide messenger RNA. RefSeq names its product odorant receptor 13a-like. Bases 1 to 1116 code for a protein of 371 amino acids. Gene Ontology annotation, molecular function: olfactory receptor activity; odorant binding. The record is from RefSeq and is a predicted model, not a curated record. NCBI's taxonomy places the organism in Eukaryota, Metazoa, Arthropoda, Insecta, Hymenoptera, Vespidae. Gene Ontology annotation, biological process: sensory perception of smell; detection of chemical stimulus involved in sensory perception of smell. Gene Ontology annotation, cellular component: plasma membrane. The transcript is spliced from 6 exons.